CAGUAUCCUUCCUUGGCAGCCAUAAACUUCGACCUCCAUGCCGUUCUGUCUGGAGGGCAGCGAGGAGGACGAGUCCCGCCCGAGGCCUUGAUAGUGCUGCGGGCACAGACCCUUACACGGGAUUUCCCGGGGCCUGGCCAUGCUUUUUGCCCCCGAACAGAAGCAAUGUAGCACGAUUUUCUUUAGCUACCCGCGCCUGUUUUCCGCGCGCACUAUACCUGCCGCAAGGCCUUUCUACCACUAAUACUCUUAGACACCAAACGCCCUCGUGAGCCAUCCAAAAGUUAAAAUAGCCACGCCACCAAAAGAUAACACUAUCCACAUGAACAGAACGUCUAAGCGUUGACUGCAGCGAAGGCUAUUAACCUGUAGAUAGUCCGGUACAGACAGACAGACAGAGACACGCAUUCAAUCUUCACAGGGUGAGUAUAAAUGACACUACAGCAGCAGGUGCUAGCCAGAUCACCAUGAAGGCCUCUUUGGUGUGUAUCGUGUGCUUCUGCGCCGUCGCGGCGAUGGGGCAGCCGCUAUUCGAGAACGCCGCAUCUCUCUUCGGUCAGGCUGCUGGCAGCAUCCUCGGCAGUGCGGGUGCCGGGGCUGGCGCAUCACUUGGAUUUGAGGCUGAAUCACCGAUCGGAAAAGUCGGGCUCCACAAGGAAGCCCACGUCGGUGCCGGUGGCACCGUCGGUGCCCAGGCCCAGGGCGCAGCCGGCGCACAGGGCGCAGCCGUGCCCGUCGCACCUGCCCGCCUCGCCCGUGGCUUGAAUCCUGGGCCGCUAGUGGCAACCGCGCCUCAACGGUGGGGCUAGAGACAAUCGAGGUGUGUGAGCGCGGAGCUUUUCGGCAACCUCUGCGACCUUCCGAGAAUAAAAGCAACAGGAAACAUA
Frankliniella occidentalis (western flower thrips) is the source of this 887-nucleotide messenger RNA. RefSeq lists its product as uncharacterized. Bases 468 to 809 code for a protein of 113 amino acids. NCBI's taxonomy places the organism in Eukaryota, Metazoa, Arthropoda, Insecta, Thysanoptera, Thripidae. The transcript has 2 exons. The record is from RefSeq and is a predicted model, not a curated record.